Molecule: messenger RNA, 2156 nt
Organism: Poecilia reticulata (guppy)
Lineage: Eukaryota; Metazoa; Chordata; Actinopteri; Cyprinodontiformes; Poeciliidae
Biological process (GO): T cell receptor signaling pathway; regulation of cytokine production
Cellular component (GO): external side of plasma membrane
Molecular function (GO): signaling receptor binding
Source: RefSeq, a predicted model, not a curated record
AUGACAAGAAGGAGGCACAUUAGAAGUAGUUGUUCCAAGGAAUUAAAGAAUUAUUUACUUUUUACUCUCAUUUCUACCUCAAACGGAACGGUUAGCCAGCGAGAGGGAAUUUUCUUCAGACCACCUGGCGAUGUAUUUUUGGCUUUACCUCGUACUUGGAGUGAUCUUCUUCAAGGGUGGUUAUUCUGCAAAUGUUCACCCUGAGAAGGUCGUAGCCUUUGCUGGUGGAAACGCCAUCCUCCCCUGCAAGUUGAAAAUCCCUGUGAGUGAUCACGUUCCGACAGUGGAGUGGUCCAAGGAAGGCCUGGACUCAGACAUCGUCUUCUUGUACCGUGAUGGCUUUGAGACCUUUGAGAUGAAGAAUUUGGACUUUGAGUUCAGGACGAGUCUCUUCAUGAGAGAGGUGAAGAAAGGGAACGUCUCGCUGAGGAUCUCCAACCUGAAGCCGUCAGACGCCGGGAUCUAUCAGUGUUUGAUCAUCCAAAGGAACGGAAGCAGAGAGGCGACAAAAGUAGAGCUGGCGGUUGCUGCAGCGUCUGAGCCGGAAGUCGCAGUGGUUUUUAUUGAAAGUGAAGGAGCGACUGUGGCAUAUGAAACAAGCUGCUGGCCGUCUUUGGAUGAUGAAGGAAAUGACAUCACUGAUGAGGGGCCGAACCAGGAACAAGAUUCCAGAAGAUGCUUCACCUCUAGGCAAACUUUCUCUAUGCAGGAUUCCACAAGAAGGAUUGUCUGGAGAAUGAACCAACCACAAAUGGAUCAGAACAGGACUGCAGAGAUCUUCCUUUCAGUUUCCUGUACGAGGUUCAAGUUUGAAAUUUGCUGCAURGUUGGAGUGAUUUCUGUUGUCUUGCUUUUGUCUGGAAUCUCAAUUUGCAUGUGGCAGACCUCUUGCAAAAAUGCGAGGAAGAAAAUCAACCAAAGAAAAUCAUCCGACUCUGAUUUGAAAAGUGUGAACUGUGUAAUGAAUAAUCUUUUGAAUAACAUAGCUGAAAACACAGGAAAAAUCAAGAUUGAGGAUCUAGAGAAACAGAUUUACGAUCUGAAAUUAGAGAGCAGACACAAAGAUGAGACUAUCCGUCAACUACAGGAGGACAUCCGAUCUAUGGGUGACGUCUACCAGCAUGGCAAGACAACAAAUUUCCAAAGUUYUUCUGAAUCCCAGCAGAAUAUUCUGAGAUACUUCACCCAAACUCCAGACCUCAACAUAGACACCAAAAAGAUCCAGAAAAAGUCUUCAAAACAUGKMAAAUCUGGUCAUGAAAAGCCAAACAGCAAACUGAGUCCUGGUCGAUCAUCRAAAAGAAAAUUAGAUCAAAGCAACAUGUCAGCUUUGGGUGCCUCAGGUUCUGCAGCUGGCCUCAGGUUUCUUGUCCGUCCCACAAAUGAUCACUUAAUUAAUCGUGAUUAUAGUGACACAGUGGUUCACCGCAGACAUUUUUCAUGGCCUUUAAAUCCUUUAGAGUCUUCUAACCGUUAUUCUCCUCUGGCUGAUAUGACAGAGUAACAAUGUUUGGAUAAAUGCAUUUUUCUUAUAGCUACUUAUACCUGCACMUCUCAUUAUCCCACUGCCUUCUUUCAGCAGUCAUGUUGGAUGAUAAUAAAAAAAGUAAUAAUAAUACUACUAAUAAUAAAAACGUUUUUUCAUGCAAUACUCCUGGUCACUUAUGAAACUCUUGGUUUUAGCUACUGUCUCUUUAAUACCAACAACAACUAAUURGUUAUAUAUAUGCUUAAUGUGUUUUAAUGUUGAGAACAUUCCAAGAUGGUGGGAUUAGAUUCCCACCAGAUUUCACAAUUUACAAGAUUACACGUUUCUUUCCUACCUCCUGCUCCUUUUUCACUUCUAUAAAAGUGUUGUAAGACUUUGUAUUUUUGAAUUAAUGAUGAAAUUUGUUAAAUCAAGUGAAUAAACUAAUUAAAGAUAAUGGGUUAAGUAUCACAAACUGAGGAACUCCAACAAUUAAAAUAAAUACCAAUUUCAUACCUAAUACCUGUGAUGUAAACAUCAACCAGGCUUUCAAUCAGAAAAUCUGGCUGCAGUAGCAGAGAGGGCAGCACUGAGACAAUUUUGAGCCAAAUAUUAAUAAAUUAAACAUGUUUACAUGAAAAUGUUACAAUUUGCAUAGAAACAUAACAAUAUCACUCUUAGAGUCCAA